AAAAGCGAGAUUUUUACAGCGCUGGUGGCGGAGAGCUCUGCGCAUGCGUCAACUUGCCAGUCCUGCACGAGUGACGUCAGAAGCAGCAUGGCGGCCAAGGUGCAGUCAACCAAAAGGGCCGACCCCAACGAGCUCAAGCUCAUCUUCCAAAAGUAUGCCAGCGUUGUGGAUAAGGAGGGCGAGCGCUUCAUGACCCCGAGUGACUUUGUGCAGAAGUAUCUGGGCCUCCACACACAGAUCCAUCACAACCCCAAAACUGUGCAGCUGCUCGCUGGAGUGGCAGACACCACCAAGGACGGGCUGAUUUCGUUCCAGGAGUUUCUGGCCUUUGAGUCUAUCCUCUGUGUGCCAGAUGCUCUUUUCAUCGUGGCCUUCCAGCUGUUCGAUAAAACCGGGACCGGAGACAUCUCCUUCGAAAAUGUGCGUGAUAUAUUCAGCCAGACGACGGUGCAUCACCACAUCCCGUUUAACUGGGACUGUGAGUUCAUCCGCCUUCACUUUGGCCACGACCGGACCAAACACCUCAGCUACCUGGAGUUCACCCAGUUCCUGCAGGAGCUGCAGUUGGAGCACGCCCGGCAGGCGUUUGCACAGAAGGACAAAGCCAAAACCGGGAUGAUCUCCGCUCUGGACUUCAGUGACAUCAUGUCCACCAUCAGACACCACAUGCUGACCACUUUCGUUGAGGAAAAUCUGGUCUCAGCAGCAGGUAGCGGGACGUCUCACAUGGUCAGCUUCUCCUACUUCAACGCCUUCAACUCGCUCCUCAACAACAUGGAACUGAUCCGCAAAAUCUACAGCACGCUCGCCGGCAGCCGCAAAGACACACUCGUCACUAAAGAGGAGUUUGUCCAUGCUGCAAACAAGUUUGGUCAGAUCACUCCUAUGGAGAUUGAUAUCCUGUAUCAGCUCGCUGGCCUCCACUCCCAAACUGGGCGUCUGAACCUGGCUGAUAUCGAUCGGAUAGCUCCUCUGGAGGAGGGCGCGUUGCCUUAUCACCUAGCGGAGGCGCAGAGACAGAUGCACGGCGAUACGUCUCGUCCCGUGUGGCUCCAAGUUGCCGAGUCGGCGUAUCGCUUCACUUUGGGCUCUAUUGCUGGAGCGACGGGAGCGACAGCGGUGUACCCUAUAGACCUGGUGAAGACGCGGAUGCAGAACCAGCGCUCCACCGGCUCCUUUGUAGGAGAGCUCAUGUACAAGAACAGCUUCGACUGCGCCAAGAAAGUCCUGCGUUACGAGGGCUUCUUCGGCUUCUACAGAGGUCUCGUUCCCCAGCUCAUUGGUGUGGCUCCAGAGAAAGCUAUCAAACUCACUAUGAACGACUUUGUGAGGGACAAAUUCUCUGACAGAGAUGGGUCGGUCCCUCUGCCUGCUGAGAUUCUGGCUGGUGGAUGUGCUGGUGCCUCUCAGGUGAUUUUCACCAAUCCCCUUGAGAUCGUGAAGAUCCGUCUCCAGGUCGCCGGUGAAAUCACCACGGGCCCCAGAGUGAGCGCGCUCAGCGUGAUCCGAGACCUCGGCUUCUUCGGUCUCUACAAGGGUGCAAAGGCUUGUUUCCUGCGUGAUAUUCCCUUUUCUGCAAUCUACUUCCCUGUGUACGCUCACACUAAAUCGUCGUUCGCUGAUGAGGAAGGAAGACUCGGCCCGCUGCAGCUGCUCACCGCCGGAGCCAUCGCAGGAGUCCCGGCUGCCUCACUGGUCACCCCGGCUGAUGUCAUCAAAACGCGACUGCAGGUGGCGGCUCGUGCAGGUCAGACCACCUACACCGGCGUUAUCGACUGCUUCCGCAAGAUCCUGAGAGAGGAGGGCUUCAGAGCUUUCUGGAAAGGAGCUGGAGCUCGUGUUUUCCGUUCAUCGCCUCAGUUCGCUGUGACCCUGUUGACCUACGAGCUCCUGCAGAGAUGGUUCUACGUCGACUUCGGUGGACACCGUCCGUCCGGUUCGGAGCCGACGCCGAAGUCCCGUAUCUCCGAGCUCCCCCCGGUGAACGCCGAGCACGUCGGAGGUUACCGGCUUGCCGCCGCCACGUUCGCCGGCGUCGAGAGCAAAUUCGGACUCCACCUGCCCAAAUUCAAAUCGUCCGGCGUGGUCAGCAUCCAGCCCGCUAAAGAGGCGGCGUCUUAAGCAGGCCACGCCCACUCCGGUCCCAUCGUCCAGCGGCUGUGUGCGUGUGUGUCCAUCAUCCAGCCUGCUUCGCUCCUGUUUUUAGUUUCAGUCUGUUGUCGUUGUCGUCGUCGUGGUGUGGUGGCGGGAGAUGGUGGGUUUUAUUUACCGAUAGGAGUUCAUCAGUGCCUCCUCUGUUUCGACUGAAUGGUUCAGUUAAUGCGUUAUAAUGAGCUGCGUGAGCUUUUUUUUUUUUUGUUUGUUUUUUUUUGUUUUGUUUUUUUGUUUUUUUUAAAUCUGGCUGUUUAAGCCAGGACGUUUUCCCCGUAAAUUACAGAGCAAACUCAGGUGACUUGGGACAGUUGUGUUUGCCAGAUUUUCUUGAAUUCCUUCUCACAUCUUAUUGAUGAAAAUGACUUCUGCGUAUAUACAGAUAUACUUCUACAUCGGUUACUGGUUGCUUUGGGAAGGUUUUCGAGAGAAUUGGAAGCUUUUAAACCAUCGAUUUUGAGAAAGUGAGUCCAGUCUGGCAACCCUGUCGAUCGUUUUUAAACGUAAGGUUAUGGUAUGAAUGUAAGGUAUGAAUGUAAACCUGUGACGCGUCCUCGAUCGCCGGCUGAUAAAUCAGCAGUGUAGUUCUUCCGAAUAAUAAAAUCCAGUCUAAUUAAAAGAUUGAAAUGACACUUUUUUUUUUUUUUUUUGCGUCAACUAAUUGGACCUCAACACUGCAGUGCUUUUUCCUGUCAGCUUCUUCUCGCUGUGUUACAUUCCUUACCUGCUACUGUUACAAUAAAUAUACCUCCUCUUACUAAAUACGAGACCAAUAGAGCACCGCGCUGGCUGUUACUGAUCGAAUACUAUUUUAGUAUAGGAGUAUAGGAGACGUUUGGAAAGGGUACACGAGGACGUAUGUUUGUUAUUUUUUUUCCUAGCUAAUAAUGAGCCUAAGAUGCAACUAAUGUUCUCACUAAGUGAUGUGACUUUGCACAAAAAAAAAAAUCACUCCAUCACUUUCUUUUAGGGCACAAAUAAACCAAACACAGCAGUGGACCAGAUCAGAAAAUCUACUCGAACGCCGAUUUCAGUCUAAAGGUCUAAUAAUGCAGGUUGAUGGUUACGCCACAUCAGCGUGGCGCUAAAUUUAAAGACGUAGCUUGGACCCGAAUGUGAAUGUCAAUCAGCCACGAUGUAUUCAGCGUGUCACGUUUGUGCGUCUGAUGUAGAUGAUAAGUAGAUAGCGGACAUCCGUCUCACCCCGAAAUCUGCCCAAGUCGUCCUGGAGUUGCUUGGGAUGAUAUUGUUUAGCUUAAAGUUGAACGAUAUUAUUCUGUGCAGAACUUCCGCAUGUCCACUACGAUGCCUGAAAGGGGAAACUGGUGUACAUUUUAUUAUUAUUAUUUUAUUUUAUUUUUUUCCGACAGAACCCCGUCCUUAAAUUCUUAAAUGUAACUGAACGAAUUGAGCCACGUUGACAGGCAGCUAUCAUGUACAGCUCUAACGACAUUUCACGCCGUCGCCGUGCACCGUUCUUCUUCACGAUCCUGUUAGGAAUCAUUUCACAGCCUUAGCGUUUCAGUAUCACUAAAGUGACGAUUCAAAUCUUACAAUUACGCACAAAUAAAACUAGUUUUAUGAUCGCGUUUCUUCUCCUGUCCCACUUGACCUGAGGUUCCCGUGCUCGUGUGUAUAUGCUGCAUCUAAUCCUCUCUCUCUCAUUAUUAUUAUUGUUAUUAUUUUGCUGGCGUUUAGGAAGCUGCUCCUCCUCCUCGUCCUCCUCCUCCUCCUGUGUUACUAAAGCAUGCUCUCUGUAGAGCCCCGCCUCUUCCUGUCCGCACCCUUCCCCCCUCCCCCCCCCUUCCCCCCCAAUAAUGCUUUGCGUAGCUUGCACAGGCCCUGUACAUAGUUGUACAUCUCUUUUGCACAGAGGAGCGCGGUGCAGUCGUCUUCAUCUCGGCCUCACACUGACGCGUGUACAGAGGUUCCCCAACUCCUCUCACUGAUCAAAAUCAGACGAGAGGCACAAAAAAAAAAAAAAAAAAAUUACAUCAAAUAUAAGACGGAAUAAUCGACCUGAUAAUGUGUAGGAGAUAAUUUAAAUGCAUUUCAUUCUUGUAUUGUAUUUUAUGGAAAUAAAUCAUGAACGGUUAAAAUUUUA
Molecule: messenger RNA, 4255 nt
Organism: Pangasianodon hypophthalmus (striped catfish)
Lineage: Eukaryota; Metazoa; Chordata; Actinopteri; Siluriformes; Pangasiidae
Gene: slc25a12
Product: solute carrier family 25 member 12
Exons: 18
Coding region: 88-2121 (677 amino acids)
Biological process (GO): malate-aspartate shuttle; L-glutamate transmembrane transport; aspartate transmembrane transport
Molecular function (GO): L-glutamate transmembrane transporter activity; L-aspartate transmembrane transporter activity; calcium ion binding
Source: RefSeq, a predicted model, not a curated record